Abrus precatorius (Indian licorice) is the source of this 1152-nucleotide messenger RNA. RefSeq lists its product as uncharacterized. The record is from RefSeq and is a predicted model, not a curated record. The transcript is spliced from 10 exons. NCBI's taxonomy places the organism in Eukaryota, Viridiplantae, Streptophyta, Magnoliopsida, Fabales, Fabaceae. The coding region runs from base 45 to 986 and encodes 313 amino acids.
AUUUACACUGAGUACUGAGAAGACAGUGGUGAAAGGGAACGGAAAUGGCGGCACCAACCUUGAACGGCUUUCCCUCCUCCAUGCGAGUUGAAUCGUCGUUUCUUCACUCGAAGCUCGACCAAGCACGCUUCUUCUCGGUCACACUUCGAAUCCCUAAGCUUCGUCCUAUUAUUUGUUGUGCCUCCAAGUCAUCCACUGUGCCACCUAAGAAGCGUUCCUCUCCCUCAUCCAACAGAAGCAGAAACAACAACAACAACAACAACAACAAAAAGAAUAGUAAGAGCAAAGAUUCCGUAACUGUUUCUGAUUCCAACUCCAUUUCCGAUUCUUCUUUUCCGCCUCAACUUCCAACGUCACUACCCAAACCGCCAACGGGAUUCGUCUUGGACGAACGCGGCAAAGUUCUAUCUGCUUCCGUUGACCGACUCGCCACUCUAGUUGAUCCAGCGAAUAACCUUCCCUUAGAGUGUGUUAUAAGGAGAGAGUUCACAAGUUCUCAAGGUGAUGAAUGUACGUUGCUCUGCCCGGUUGACAUGCCUAUUCAGAUAUUACAGAGCACAGGUGAUGGAUGGUCGGAUGUCAGUGAUGAGGAACUUGAAUCUAUUCUUCCAUCUGCUGCUUAUGCACUUGCCAAGAUACGAUUGUAUCUGGUUUAUAGUGGAUUCUGUUAUACAGCUCGUGGUGGCUUUUGUUACACAGAAGAGGACAUAUUUGACUUUCAUACAGAUGGUAAAGGCGAUAGCUUGCCAACUGAAGGUGUAGAAAUUACUCACUUCAGUCUGAAUGGAGCACACUACAUGAUAUAUACGCCUUCUGAUCCCCUUCUCUUUGUUGCUGUGAAGGAUCAGAAUGGAAUGUUGCAAAUUGCUGAUGAUGAAUUGCUUGAGGAUCCUGCUGUCCUUAGCGCCAUAGAUGAAGAGACCGAAUUUAAUGCCUUGGUGGAGGAAGAAGCUGCGCUGCUUGACUCACUAUUGGGUAAAAAAUAAUCAUAUAUACUUUUUGCAGUAGAGCUGUCCCAUUGUUUUGCUUUUAGUAUUUUUCCUCUGGAUUGUCCCGUCCUGUCUGUUUGCAUAUCAGCAAAUAUCCGGGGAUUUAACCAAUCAUGUGUAUAACUGUAAAUGAUUAAUUUUAUAUGUAUGCUAAUGCAAUAUU